AUGCUACUAGUAUUUGCACACUAUUUAUGCCUCGGAUUUAUGCCUGGAUUAGUGCUGAACGACAACACAUGUUUACACAAUACCAAUCGUAGAAUCGGACCCAAUGAUGUAAAUGAUGAGUCGAGAUCUGAAGGCUGGAGGAUCAUCGGAGCUGAAAUAGAAAUAGCAAAUAAGAUUGACACCUUCUCAGAAGUCGGAUACUUGUAUGAUGGGCUCUACGAAGGGCUGAUUUCUGAGAUGAUGUUCGACUUUGCUGACGGUUUCGGUGAUGAGGAAGAGCAUAAUGGAAAUGUUCAGAUGGCUGACCACUACGAAGAAGAACGAGAAGAAGACAACAUUGACGAGGUCGACGCGGGCUCGCAAGAAGAAGAGAAGAUUGUUGAGCGAUUUGCAUUCGGUGCAGGGAUUGACCUAUUACUCAUCAUCCGAAAUUACAGAAACGAUGUCUAA
Caenorhabditis remanei is the source of this 450-nucleotide messenger RNA. RefSeq lists its product as uncharacterized. Bases 1 to 450 code for a protein of 149 amino acids. Lineage: Eukaryota; Metazoa; Nematoda; Chromadorea; Rhabditida; Rhabditidae. The transcript is spliced from 6 exons. The record is from RefSeq and is a predicted model, not a curated record.